GCGGUGGGCGGCGGCGGGUUGCACGGUGGGGAACGGGGAACAAACCCAAAGCAUCGAUCAGCUGCCGGUUGCCGGUGCUGAGUUUUCUGCAACCAACUCCGAGGCGCAACCGCAUCUCACCGUGGCGACGCCAGCGCCGUUCACGAUCGCACUGCAUCUCGUAUCGACGCCCUCUUGCGCCCGUGAUUCCCCUGCCGACAAAGCGACUUCCGCAACCGGCGACCCGAGUGCGGCGGCCUCGGUGCGGCCGUUGAAGGCGAAGGAUUGUUGAAGCGGGGGGGCCAAGGACUCGAACUGAAAGAUUGAAGACUGCGAAGAGAGUUGAUGGAUUGGGGCAUACUGAGGCUUCCAACACGAUGACCGGUCCCGGGGCCCCAGCAGGCGCCGUCGGCGACGCGGCCAAGCCUGCGCUUGUCUUGGAAAACCUGCCGCCCGAGAUCAUCGCGCUCAUCUUCGAUUUUCUGCUCCCGCAGCCGCCAGAGAUCGGCGAGACCCGCCCCGUCGGCUACAGACAGCUGAUGGCCGAAGAGCCCUGGUUCGACUUCACGCGAUGCCGUCGCGGCCUCCACAGCCUCUGCCGCGUAUCGCGCCGCAUGAGCGAGAUGGCCCGCCCGCUGCUCUACCGCGUCGUGGCCAUCUGGAACGAGCGAUCGAUGCUUCUCUUCCUGCGCACCCUCUACAACAAGCCCCACUACGGUCUCUGGACCCGCUAUCUGUCGUGCCACAUCACCCUCACGCGCGAGUCGGUCAUCCGCGAGUUUCGCCAGCUGCUCACCCUCCACCUGCCCAGCUUUGAGCCGGCCCCGGUGACGAGCGUGCUCACCAGCGCGGCAAGGGACUUCAUACACAUGCUCGGCCAAUUCCUUCCACACAUGGUCGUCAGCGAAGGCGACCUGGACCACGUGCCUCAGGCGCUGCUGUGCUUCAUCCUCAUGUACCUCACCAAGCUCGAGACUCUCCUCUUGCAGGUUCCCAUCAGCGACGAUCACCAGGAGUACGACGUGUUCUGCUCGCAGGUCGCCCAAAUCAAGGCCCUCUUCGACUCGGAACCCUAUGCUGCUCCUUUCCAGAACAUCCACACGCUCCUCCUGCAGGGCGACCCCGAGCUUCUGGCCCAUUUCGAAGAGGACGACUGCGAUUGCGAGAUCCCCGAAGUCUGGGGCGCCCAGCCGCGCCGCUACGCCCUUCUCUUUGCCAGCCUGCCCAAGCUCUCCACGCUCGAGGUCAGCAGCGACGACGGCGUGUGGUGCUGCUUGCCCGACGAGCACCGGUCCUCGCACGAAAGCAGCGGCGACGACCCGCCACCUCCCUUCCUGGCCAACAUCCGCCACAUCUUCCUCCACGACAGCGCGGCCUACCCGUCGGACAUGUACCACCUCCUGCGGAACGCGCCCCAGCUCGAGUCGCUGUACCUGGCGUCGCGGCUCGACGACGACCCGCUGCGCGAGCCGGUCGAGGACGACAGCGCCAACGCGCACCCGGAGGCGCUGGACAUCGCGCUCUCGCAGCACGCCAAGCACCUGCGUGCGCUCGACGUCAGCUGGCAGGACCUGCACGGCUUCGAGAGCCUGGUGGGGCCCGACGGCCGCCUGACGUCGCUGGCGCACAUGGGCGAGCUGACGUCGCUGUGCGUGCAGAUGGCGCUGCUGUACGGGUCGCCGCCGGCGGCCGUGCCCGGCGAGUCGGCGCCGCUCGUCGAUUUGCUGCCGCCGAACCUGGUCGACCUCACGCUGGAGGACUGGUGGUGGACCAACGCGGCCCAGCUCCGCGACAUGCCCGACUGGACUCUCGAGGACAACGUGCGCCACUACCAGGCCCAGCACGACUACCGCGUCGCCGCCCUGCGCACCCUGACCCAGUUCGCCCGCGACGUGCGCACCCGCCUGCGCCGCCUCAAGAAGGUCGUGCUGCUGUGCCGGAUCCCCUGGACCUGGGUCCUCGAGGGCGCGGUCGAGCUCGACUUCCACUUCGAGCACGUCAAGAGCCUGUUCCUGGAGCAGGGGGUGCAGUUCUCGGUCACCUCCGACGAGGUUUGAGUUUUAUGCAGUACACUACUUACACUAGUGUAGUACGGCGCGAAGGGGGGAAGCGGGGGGGGAAGAAUGGACAUCGAGAGCGUAUUCCGCACACACAUACCGCAGUUGUUGCUCUGGUAGUGCAUACGAGGAAAUGGAUGGUGGGGGAAAGGCGAAGACGCGUCACCAGACCCCUCCGCGAUGUAACUGUUCGAACCAGGAUGUACCUACCUUAUGUACAUACAAUGUACUAGGGGUUGGCAGCCCGCUUCGCGGGCUACGCGCAGCCAUUUCAAUCCUUUUUCUUGGCAGUGCUACAACCACCCACUUUUCCUAUAACCACCCACUUUUUCCAUACCUACGCACCCACCUUUUCCAGCGUAUACGACAUUCAUCCCACA
Thermothielavioides terrestris NRRL 8126 is the source of this 2416-nucleotide messenger RNA. RefSeq lists its product as uncharacterized. The coding region runs from base 357 to 2036 and encodes 559 amino acids. The record is from RefSeq and is a predicted model, not a curated record. NCBI's taxonomy places the organism in Eukaryota, Fungi, Ascomycota, Sordariomycetes, Sordariales, Chaetomiaceae. The transcript has a single exon.